CGCCGCGGCGGCGCCUGCGCAGUAGCCGCCGGCGCUUUCCCGCCUUUUCGCUGUGAGGAGAGAAGCGCGGCGCCUCCGCGACGAGGGCGCCGAGGAAGCGGCAGCGCCUUCGCCGCCGCUUUUGCUGCUUCCCCCCUGCUCUGCGCUGAGCCGCCAUGGCGCUGUGCGAGGACCUGCUGCUGUGCAACUACCGCAAGUGCCGGGCCAAGCUGGGGGGCUACGCCUGGGUGACGGCCUGCUCGCACGUCUUCUGCGACCCCCACGGCAGCGGCGAGUUCAGCCGCUCGCCCGCCAUCUGCCCGGCCUGCGGCAGCGCCCUGGCCGGCAAGCUGGACAUCGUGCGCACCGAGCUCAGCCCCUCGGAGGAGUACAAGGCCAUGGUGCUGGCCGGCCUGCGGCCCGAGGUGGUGCUCGACAUCAGCUCCCGCGCCCUGGCCUUCUGGAGCUACCAGGUGCAGCAGGAGCGGCUCUACCAGGAGUACGCCUUCGGGCAGGCGGAGGGGCGGCUGCGGCAAGCGGAGCGGGCCUGCGCCCAGCGGCUGCAGGGCAAGGAGGCGGAGGCGGCGGCGCUGCGCAGCGAGGUGGCGGCGCUGAAGCGGCUGCUGGAGGAGUACCAGGGCAAGUUCAGCGCCCUCUCCGAGCGCCUGCUGGAGCGCAACCGCCAGUACCAGCGGCUGCAGGGCCUCUACGACGGGCUGCGCCUCCGCAACGUGGCCGCCGCCGGGCGCGAGCUGCCCGCCGCCGGCCUGCCCGCCGGCGCGGUCACCGUGGCGACGCCGCCGGGCGCCCUGGGCCCCCUCUUCGGGGCCUCCCCCCCCCCCGCGGGGGGCGGCGGCUUCUUCCCCUUCGGCUCCCCGGGGGGGGGCGAGCCGGCCCCGCCCCCCGGCUGCCCCGCCCCCCGCCGCCGCUAGGGGGCGGGGCCGCACGGAGGGGGGGGUCACGUGCACGUGUGGGUCACGUGAGCGC
This is a messenger RNA of Dromaius novaehollandiae (emu), 966 nucleotides long. It is a transcript of the gene CCNB1IP1, whose product is annotated as cyclin B1 interacting protein 1. Gene Ontology annotation, cellular component: synaptonemal complex. The transcript is spliced from 4 exons. NCBI's taxonomy places the organism in Eukaryota, Metazoa, Chordata, Aves, Casuariiformes, Dromaiidae. Bases 156 to 911 code for a protein of 251 amino acids. Gene Ontology annotation, molecular function: ubiquitin protein ligase activity. Gene Ontology annotation, biological process: reciprocal meiotic recombination. The record is from RefSeq and is a predicted model, not a curated record.